Messenger RNA from Anguilla anguilla (European eel), 1702 nucleotides. RefSeq names its product cysteine-rich with EGF-like domains 2 (gene creld2). The coding region runs from base 244 to 1344 and encodes 366 amino acids. NCBI's taxonomy places the organism in Eukaryota, Metazoa, Chordata, Actinopteri, Anguilliformes, Anguillidae. The record is from RefSeq and is a predicted model, not a curated record. The transcript has 10 exons. Gene Ontology annotation, molecular function: calcium ion binding.
UACGGAAGUCGAAGUGUGCUUUUUUUGUAAAGCCGGGAUGUAAAUGUUAUUUUUUGUAAAGCUCUUCAUGGAAGUAACCGAGCCUCGUAUUUAUUGCAGGGACUGUAUUUGGAGCAUAGAAUCAAGCUCAUGUGCUGACCCAAAUUUAGCUUGCAAUUAUAACUUGCAGGCUAAUGUAGUGUGUUGCAACUAGCUACAUUGGCAUGCUUUUGAAUGUGAGAUUAGUUUGUUAGUUAGCUGAAAAUGCCGUCGGCUGGAUCAGUGGUGACGCUAUGCUGUGCUCUCAGUUUAAUUUUACACAUUGUCCACACGGAUGCAAAAGAUUUAAGAGAUUCAUGUUCGACUUGCAGACAGAUCACAGACAACUUCAGCAAGGGGUUCGACAGAACAACCAAGAAAAACUUUGGAGGUGGAAACACCGCAUGGGAGGAGAGGAAACUGUCCAAGUAUGAGACCAGUGAGAUUCGCCUGGUGGAGAUUUUGGAGGGCCUCUGCGACAGCAGCAACUUUGAGUGCAAUCACAUGGUGGAGGAACACGAAGAGGAGUUUGAAACCUGGUGGUUCAAGAGGAAAACAAAGUACCCUGACCUAUUUAAAUGGUUCUGCAUCGAUACCAUCCAAGUGUGCUGUCCCAAAGGAACGUUUGGCCCUGACUGCAAUGCCUGCGUAGGGGGUUCUGAAAGACCCUGCCAUGGCAACGGUGCAUGCGACGGAGACGGAACCAGGGCAGGCCACGGCCGGUGUAGCUGUAACCGUGGAUACCAGGGGGAGUUCUGUUUGGACUGCAUCGAUGGGUAUUUUAAUGUGGAGAGAAACGACAGCUUUUCUCUCUGUGCAGAGUGCCACACCUCCUGCAAAACUUGCACAGGAUCGACCAAUCAGGAUUGUGACCAGUGUAAACCUGGAUGGGAGAAGGAUGAGGCGGGGGCCUGUAAUGAUGUAGACGAGUGCUCAAAGGAAUCACCUCCUUGUAAAGAAGACCAGUAUUGUCAAAACACAGAUGGUUCAUAUUCCUGCCAAGCCUGUGAUAAGGCCUGUUCCGGCUGCAGAGGGGCGGGGCCCAGCGGAUGCCUCGCCUGCUCAGACGGAUACGGGGAGGAGGAGGGAACCUGCACAGAUAUCAACGAGUGUGAGCAGCCUGAUCAGGCUUGCCCUGGAGAGAACCGCGAGUGUGUCAACAUCAAGGGCAGUUACAAGUGCAUCUGCUCCAGCAACUUUGAGGAGAAGGACGGAGUCUGUGUCCAAACAGAAGAGCCAGCAUCAGAGGAAAGCCAAGAGGUGCUGGACUCUGAACCAACAGAGAGCACAAUGCCGAAGUUCCCAGAGGAGCAUGAGGACCUAUGAUACCUGAGACUGAUCCGUGGGGCACACCUGUGGGACGGCUAAACAACAGCACCACUACAUCUGGAGGCAUUCACACACAACCCCUAAUGGCUUGAACUAUAUGGCACUUGAUGUACAUAUUCAAUAAACUGCACUAUUGGGAACAACUUUUUUACAUGGGAAAAAUGGACCACCAUUAGGAUACUGCUAUCGGCCCCAGAAGCACUUAUUUUUGUAAAGGACACGCUGGUUAAACCCGAUAAUGGCACAAUAAAUGUUGGUUUUCAUGUCUCGUCCUUAUUUCUCUCAGAUCAUGCUCAGUUUAAAGUUAAUUCAAAUGGACCUUCAGUAUUGAUGAUUAAAAUGUUUAUGAAUUCUG